AUGUCUUCCGGCAAGGGCGCCCCCGACUUUCCAAACCUAGAAGCCAAGCUUCAAAAAUCAUCUAAACAGUCUGCAUUCGAGAAGCAGAAAGCAGAGGCCGAAGCCAAGCGAUUACGAGAAGAAGCCGAAACUGCCGCCGUGUACAACGAAUUUGUUAAGAGUUUCGACCGCGACGAUGAUUACGACGGCCACAGCGCGUCCGGCUUUUCAGCGCCCUCGCGCCCUCGACCAGGAUUUGGAGGCCCGCCGCCUCCCUCGGGACCCGGUCGACGACACUUUGGUACCUCGGGACUGAAGAGUGGCCCGGGAAGCUUGGGACCGCCACCGUCCUCAUUCGGGAAGAAGCGAUCUUUCCAGGACUUUGCGAGGGCGCCUCGUGAGAAAGGAGUAUUGGGUUAUGACGAGGGCAGCGGCAGUGGAAGCGCACUUCCAGCAUCCAGAGCUUUUAACACGAGUGAUGAUGAGGAUAUGGAUGGCGCGUCAAAUCGAGCCGAGGAGAGGGCGAUUGCUAAGCCCACACUGCGACUGUCGAACAUACCACCGGGAACCUCACCAGCUACAAUCAAGGCACUGAUUCCAGAGAACUUGGUAGUUGAGGAUGUCAGAAUGACAUCUUCCACCGGCUCUGCGGGAUCAGAACGAAAGCAUGCGGUUUCGAUUGUGAUAUUGUCCCAGGAUACACCCGCAAACGACAUCGAGGCAGCCGUCAACGCGCUGCAGAACCGGUAUCUAGGCUAUGGUUACUAUUUAUCUUUGCAUCGACAUCUUUCCUCAGCUGUUGCAAGUUCGGUAGCGUUGCCAGCCAUUGGUUUCAACUCAGCAUCCCAUCCUUUUGGAGCGAAACCUGUUGAGCAGUCAUCAGGACCACAUAAUGCACCCGCACAGCACGGCUUCCAUAAAGGAUUUGCGCCUCCCACCUCAUACGGACCUCCAGGUGCCGGCGUCAACCGGUCUAACUUAUUACACGUGCCAGUGAAACCGCCAUCAGACGUUAAAACCAUUCAAUUGAUCAGCAAGGUCAUCGAAGGAGUUCUCGAGCACGGCCCAGAGUUCGAGGCAUUGCUAAUGUCACGGCCUGAGGUUCAGAGGGAAGAGAAGUGGGCGUGGAUAUGGGAUGCAAGAAGUCAAGGUGGUAUAUGGUAUCGAUGGAGAUUAUGGGAGAUCAUUACAGGUUCACAACAAUCACGACAGAAGGGCAAAUACGUCCCCCUUUUCGACGGCUCACAUGCGUGGAAGGCCCCGGAGAAGAACCUGAAAUUCGAGUACACAACCAAACUUGAUGAGUUCGUAUCGGACUCAGAGUACAACUCAUCCGACGACGAGGACUUUGAUGACGAGAAUAAGCGGGAAACCGCAGAUCCCGAGUCCGAGAAAACAUUCCUCAACCCGCUGGACAAGGCCAAGCUCACACAUUUACUGGCGCGAUUACCAACAUCAAUGUCGAGGCUGAGAAAGGGCGAUGUUGCAAGGAUCACAAGCUUUGCAAUUGCUCAUGCAAGCCGUGGAGUUGACGAGGUUGUAGGAAUGAUCACAUUCAACGUCGAGAAGCCAAUCGCUCUUACCGGCGCAAAUCCUGAGAAGAAAGCAGACAUUAAAGACGUACAACCGGGCGCGCAGGAAGAGGCAUCGAGGGAGGAGGGCGUCGAUAUCAGUGCUGCUAGCCUAGUAGGCUUGUAUGUCGUAAGUGACAUAUUGUCAUCUUCAUCGACAAGCGGCGUGCGGCAUGCAUGGCGAUUUCGACAACUAUUCGAGACAUCGUUAAAGGACCGCAAGACCUUUGAAACACUAGGUCUUAUGGCUGAGCGACUUAAAUGGGGUCGUUUACGCGCCGAAAAAUGGAAGCGUAGUAUUCACCUUGUCCUUAAUCUUUGGGAGGGAUGGUGUGUCUUCCCAGCUGAGAGUCAAGAGUUAUUUGUUCGAAGCUUUGAAACCCCGCCAUCAUCGACUACUACUGAAAAGGAGAGUAACGAAGAGAGGAAGGGCAAAUGGAAGACGGUAGAAGAUGCUCAAGCGCGGGUACUGCCAGUAUCAACCGCGGUUGAAGAAGAGGAUGACGUGCCGGGCGAAGCGAUCGACGAAGACGAUAUUAUAGGGGAGCCGGUGGAAGAGGACGACAUCGAAGGCGAACCUAUUGACGAGGAUGAUAUCGAAGGCGAGCCGAUUGAGGAAGAUGAUGUGGUUGGCGAACCAAUGGACGAGGAUGAGGCUGUAGGAAGUGAACCGCCACCAGCACCUUCAGAACAGCCCCCCACUGAGAGCGGAAACAAUGACCUAGAACAGGCGUGCAGAGCCGGACCGCCUAGAAGGCGGAUGCGAGCGGUGGAUAUGUUUGCGGAUUCCGACGAUUCGGAUAAGGAAAAGGGCGCAUAA
Fusarium poae is the source of this 2370-nucleotide messenger RNA. RefSeq lists its product as uncharacterized. Gene Ontology annotation, biological process: RNA processing. NCBI's taxonomy places the organism in Eukaryota, Fungi, Ascomycota, Sordariomycetes, Hypocreales, Nectriaceae. The record is from RefSeq and is a predicted model, not a curated record. The transcript has a single exon. Gene Ontology annotation, cellular component: nucleus. Bases 1 to 2370 code for a protein of 789 amino acids. Gene Ontology annotation, molecular function: RNA binding.